Molecule: messenger RNA, 1248 nt
Organism: Dendrobium catenatum
Lineage: Eukaryota; Viridiplantae; Streptophyta; Magnoliopsida; Asparagales; Orchidaceae
Product: CSC1-like protein At4g02900
Exons: 7
Coding region: 1-1248 (415 amino acids)
Cellular component (GO): plasma membrane
Molecular function (GO): calcium-activated cation channel activity
Source: RefSeq, a predicted model, not a curated record
AUGGCAACAAUUGGAGAUAUCUGUAUGGCUGCGGCUAUCAAUAUUCUAUCAGCGUUUGCCUUCUUUGUGGCGUUUGCUAUAUUAAGGCUUCAGCCAUUCAAUGAUAGAGUAUACUUUCCCAAGUGGUACCUUAAAGGGAUAAGAAGCAGCCCAACGCAUUCAGGAGGUUCUGUAAAAAAAUUUGUUAAUUUGGACUGCAGGACAUAUAUAAAAUUUUUGAGUUGGAUGCCAGCAGCAUUACAAAUGCCAGAGCCGGAGCUUAUUGAUCAUGCAGGAUUUGAUUCGGCUAUGUAUAUCAGAAUAUAUCUACUUGGAUUGAAGAUAUUUGUUCCUCUUUCCGUGCUGGCCUUUGCCGUUUUGGUGCCAGUUAAUGUGACCGGCCGAUAUUUGGAUCAUCGCAAAGAUCUAACUUUUAGUGAUCUAGACAAGCUUUCUAUCUCGAAUAUUCCCCCAGGCUCACAGAGGUUUUGGGCACAUUUAACCAUGGCUUAUGUCUUUACCUUUUGGACAUGCUAUACAUUAUACAAAGAAUAUAAGCUUAUAACAUCGAUGAGAUUGCGUUUUCUUGCAUCUCAAAGUCGCCGUCCAGAUCAAUUCACUGUCCUUGUAAGGAAUGUUCCUCCUGAUCCCGAUGAAUCAGUUAGCCAGCAUGUUGAACAUUUCUUCUCUGUAAAUCAUCCUAAUCACUAUCUUACUCACCAGGUUGUGUACAAUGCAAAUAGCCUAUCGAAUAUAGUUGAUAAGAGGAAAAGUUUACAAAACUGGCUUGAUUAUUAUGAAAACAAAUACAGGAGAAAUUCUGUGACAAGGCCAACAGCCAAGACAGGAUUCUGGGGGUUAUGGGGGACAUCUGUGGAUGCUAUCGACUACUAUAAUGCUGAGAUAGAAAAGCUAUUGAAUAAAGAAACUGCAGAAAGAGAAAGAGUAAUUACCGACACAAAAGCCAUAAUACCUGCUGCUUUUGUCUCGUUCAAAACUAGAUGGGGGGCAGCAGUUUGUGCUCAAACCCAGCAGUCAAGCAAUCCAACAUUAUGGUUAACAGAAUGGGCUCCUGAGCCUCGUGAUGUCUAUUGGCCAAAUCUAGCAAUACCCUUUGUUGAGCUUACAAUUAGGAGGUUGCUUAUGGCUGUUUUACUUUUCUUCUUGACAUUCUUCUUCAUGUUUCCCAUUGCAAUCGUUCAGUCCCUUGCAAAUCUUGAGGGCAUUGAAAAGGUUUUACCUUUUCUGAAACCUGUUAUAGAAAUGUAA